Molecule: messenger RNA, 18141 nt
Organism: Petromyzon marinus (sea lamprey)
Lineage: Eukaryota; Metazoa; Chordata; Hyperoartia; Petromyzontiformes; Petromyzontidae
Source: RefSeq, a predicted model, not a curated record
ACGGGGUGGUCGAGAGCGACCUCGGCGCAGAAUCUCGAGUCAAGCGACUUCGACAAAGAGUCGCGCGCUACCAAGGGCCUUCACCUACAUUCGAAUCUCGGUCGCUCAACCCCCCGAGCUCCGUGCCUUGACCCGAGGCUAAAAAGGUGCCCAGACCCCACUACGCCGAGCCACUCCCGGCCCCGCUACGGCGUCGAGGAACUUUUGACGAAACGUGGCGUCAGGUUUAGUUACAGGUUGCCGAUAGCCCAGUAACCGUGGGACGUUCGGCUAAUGUUGAGCAAACGUUGGCCUGUUUGGGGGGGGAGGGGGUGGAGGUGAAUCGUCUCAGUCACAUUUACAUGGUUUUACAAAUUGCACCACGCUUAAAUGUCCUCUUUAACCGGUGGAGCCCGGCGAGAUUCGCGAGCUACGUUUCACGGCGCGGUCCAUUGUAGUUGCAUGCAAUAUUCAUGCAGUUGCAUGUAAUAUUCAUGCAGUUAUGUGCAACGUUACAGUGUGCGGGCACCGGGAGUUUGUGUAACGCGCUCGUACUCCGUGGCGUUUCUCUCUCGUUUUACGCGACUCCCCCGGGCUCGUGGAUCCGAGUCGCACUCGGCUCUAGCACUCGAACCGCGUCGUGGAGUGUGGGGGACACCAUCGACGUUGCCUGGCGACCGUCGAAGUGGGAGCGGGCGGCCGGGCCCUCGUUCCGAGCGGUCUUCACUGUACGCGCUAACCCGGCCGAGGACACGGGGAUACACAGAACACGCGCCGCUGUCCGUCAAAGCUGUCUCGACGCGAGCUCAAGUUCGGCUGGGACCCUCUUUGCUAAUUAAGUUUAUGCAGCGUGACUGCAAGCUAUCCAAAAGCCGCUUACGCGCGAUACAUUACCAGCGAAUUAUUUCCGCCCGUCGAUACCGACGUGCGUGCAAGACGCAGCAUUCGCGUGUGCAAUCGAUUGAGCGACAUGCUAUGCCUAAGCAGGACUCGCUGACCGCCAAAUGCAUUAACACCACACACGAGCACACGCAUGCAUUCCCCACCGAGUGUUUUCAAGCACGAGUUGGUUUCGAGGGCUGAGCAAACGCCGCGAGCGCUGUCCGUGGUGCUGAAGAGGGCGGCUGCUGCCGCCGCUGCUGCUGAGCCGCUGUCCCGCGGUGCCUCGAGAGGCUGUUCCUGAGGAGCGCUCUCCGUGGUGCUUGAAGAGGGCUGCCGCUUGCUGCUGCUGCUGCUUGCUGGCUGCGGCGCUCAGCCCGUGGAGCUGAAGAGUCGCCGUGCGGCCAUCGCAGCCCCGUGCCGCUCCGCCCGCUGAGCGGUCGCGACUGGGGAAUGCGUUUCAAGCGCCUCCCUUGACGCCGACAAUGCGCACCGCGGUCGCGCCUCUGCUGCUGCUGCUCCUGCUGCUGCUGGUCGCGAGCCGGGCCGCGGCACAGGGCCUCUUCCCGCGCCUGGAAAACGUGGCUGCCUUCAGGCCGGUGAGGCUAACGCCGCCGGGCGCGACCUGCGGCCUCUCGGGCACGACCACAUUUUGCUUCCCCAGUCCCGGCCCCGAUCAGGGAGGAGCCCCGGUGUGCAGGCCGGCCCUGUGCGCCAACGCCUGCCCGCACCACGCCACAACGCCGCCGCACUCUACGCUGGGCUCGCGCUCGUGGGCGACCGAGCCCGGGGCUUGCGCAGCGGUCGAUCCGGGGCAGGGGGCGGCCGGCGCUGCCGCGGGAGAGCCGGUGCUACGGUUCGCCGAGCGCAGCGACUGCCUCGCGACUCUGCCGAGCGAGUCCCUGGGACCCGAGGCCUCGUUCACCGUCGCCGUUUGGCUCCGGAAGGAGGGGAGCGGCCUGGCGACCAUCAUCGAGAAGGCCACGGAGGGGCGGACUGUGUUCAAGUUGGAGGUGGCGCCCGAUGAGGUCAGGUUUCACUACCGCACGGCGGAUAGUCUGCAGCAGGGCACUCUUGUCAUCAACGCCACGGGCAAGUUCCCCCCGGGCCGCUGGACUCACCUCACUCUGCAGGUGCAGGGUGCGCGACUCGGCACCUUCAUUAACGGGCCCGAGGAGGAUGGUUCGGCGUUCCACGCGGCGCUCCUCGCGGGCCCUGUCGCCGACGCCGCACGGCGCGCCGAGCUCAGCGUUGGCCGGGACGUGCACGGUGCCGGUCGGUUUGUGGGACUGGUGCAGGACCUCCGCUUCUACAGGGCCGCCCUCACUAACAGGGAGGUGGCGGAGCUGCUGACGGGCCGAUUGCCCCCGCUGCACGUCCAGUCCGAGUGCCGCUGCCCCGGCAGCCACCCCCGAGUGUCGCCGCUCCACCAGCGCUACUGCGUGCGCAACGGGGCGAGCGCGGCCACCCACGACGACCGCGUGCCGCGCGUCAGCCCCCACGCGCGGCCCCUCUCCCACGUCAACGACGACGACGCGAGCACCGUCUGGGUGUCGGCGCCGUCGCCCGGCCCCGGGCAACCGCCGCCCAGCGUGGCCGUCUCCAUCGAGCUUCGGGGCGGCUCCUAUCAGGUCUUUUACGUCAUCGUUCAGUUCCUGAGCCCCCAGCCCGAGGGCGUGAGGAUCCAGAGGAGGCCUGCGGCCGGCUCGCCGUGGGUCGACUGGCAGGUUUUUGCCAAAGACUGUGUUAGCAUGUACAACAUGAGCAAAAACGGGCCCUUGGAGAAGCCCGACUCCGUUAAUUGCCUGCAAUUUCCCAGGGAGGUACCGCUGUCCAGGGGAAACGUGACGUUCAGCGUCCUCACUCCGGAGCCAAACCUCCGGCCGGGCUACAACGCCUUCUACGCCACGCCGGCGCUGCAGGCCUUCGUGCUAGCGGCGGAGGUGCGCGUGCUGUUGGAGGGACGGCUCCUCGGUGUAGCGGGGGUGGCAGGCGGGCCCCUGCGUCCCUACCACGCCGUGUCCGAGGUGAUCGUCAGCGGAAGGUGCGAGUGCCACGGCCACGCCGAGCGCUGUGACUCGUCCACCACCCCCUACCGCUGCCUGUGCUCGGCCCAAAGCAACACGGAGGGGCCCAACUGUGAGCUGUGCAGGCCCCUGUUCAGAGACAAGCCGUGGCGGGCCGGGGACACACGGAACCAAAACGCCUGCCGGCCCUGCCUCUGCUACGGCCGCGCUUUAAGUUGCCGCUACGAGGCCAUCCUGGACCCACAUCCAGGCCUCCACUGGCGAGGUGGUGGCGGCGUCUGUCAGGACUGCACACAAAACACAACAGGACAGCACUGUGAGCGGUGCGUCGACCAUUUCUACAUGGAAGUGGGCGCCGAUGUUUUUUCCCCGGACUUGUGCCGACCGUGCGAUUGCCACCGCCCCGGUGUGCUCAUCGAGGACGAGCCCUGCAGCCUGGUGGGCGGGCAGUGCCGGUGCAAGCCGUUUGUGACAGGGCGGCGCUGCGAUGCUUGCCGGCCCGGCUAUUACGACCUGAGGGCCUCCUCCACGGACGGGUGUACCCCGUGCGGCUGCCACGUGGCUGGGACGCGUGGCGGGGACCCCGACUGCGAGGAGCACAGCGGCCAGUGCAGGUGCAAGCCCAACGUCAGGGGUGCAAAGUGUGACAGCUGCGACUAUGGAUUCAAGCUUCUGAGCGCGGCGAACCCGCUGGGCUGCGAGUCGUGUAACUGCAGCGCGCGGGGAGCGCUGGACCAGCUCUGCGACCCAGGCAGCGGGCAGUGUGCAUGCGUGCCGCACGCCGAGAACACGCGGUGCGACGCCUGCUCCGCGGGAUACUACGGCCUGCGUCCCGCCGGCUGCAGCCCCUGCGAGUGCGACCCGCAGGGUGCCGUGCCGGGCAGCGCGUGCGACGGGGCCACGGGGCGGUGCGCGUGCAAGCGGCACGUCGCCGGCCGUCGCUGCGACUCGUGCAGCGACGGCUUCUUCGGUCUGAGCGAGCUGACGCCCGACGGCUGCUCCCCAUGCGGCUGUGACCCGGCCGGCACGGCGAAUGGGACGGCGGGCUGCGACGCACGUACAGGGCGCUGCCACUGCAAGGCGCUGGCAUCGGGCUCGCUCUGCUCGCUCUGCCGGCCGGGCUCCUACAACCUUUCGGAAACGAACGCGGCUGGCUGCGAGCCAUGCCUCUGUGACCCCCAGGGCACGGAAUUUGGCACGGUGUGCGAUGGCAGCUCCGGGCAAUGUGCCUGCCUGCCGGGGUGGGCCGGCCGGCGGUGCUCCACUUGCCAAGCAGGGUUUUACCGCUUGGAAGGAGACGCCUCUGGCUGCCGGCCAUGCGACUGUCACGAGCGCGGCUCUGCGCACGCGGCCUGCGACGGCAACUCGGGCCAGUGUGCGUGCACCAGCCACACGGUGGGCGGGAGGCGGUGCCACCGCUGUGCCCACUCCUAUUACGGCUUCGCCCAGGAACUCGGCAGGUGCCGGGAGUGCGCCUGCUCGACGGCCGGAAGCCUCGACACGUCGUGCCACCCUGACACGGGGCAAUGCUCGUGCAAGGCGCUGGCGAUGGGGCGGCGCUGCGACGCGUGCACGCACGGGGCGUCCCACCUCCGCGCGAGCAAUCCCUUCGGCUGCAGCAAGACGCCGUCGCAGCAGCCGCCACCCGUGGCCCGCGCCCUCGGCUCCUCCGCCAUCGGGCUCGCCUGGUCCCCACCCGACGCCCCCAACUCUGACCUCCUCACCUACAUCCUUUAUCGCAAUGACAGCCAGAUCUACAGCGCACGGGAUCAAUACCCAUUUGGUCCACAAAGUUUCAACGACACGGACCUUUCGCCGUACACGUCCUACUCCUACUCUGUGCGGACAGCGAACGUCGCCGGCGGCGCGCGCAGCCCGGCGGCGUCCCAGCGCACGCUCGCGGGACCCCCGCCCGGUGGCCCCACGCUGGAGGUGCAGGGCCCCGUGGGCGCCCGCGCCGUCUCGCUGCGGUGGAGCGAAGCGUCCGGAGCGAACGGGCCGGUGCGGAGAUACGUCCUCGAGUCGCGCUUGCCCGGACAGGCCUCCCCGCCGCAGCUUCGCUAUGCCGGCCUAGGCAACGCCGCCCCGGUGCCGGGGCUGAGCCCGUUCACGUCGUACGAGUUCGCGGUGCGCGCCUGCACGGACGGGGGGUGCAGAGACGGCCGGCCUCUGCGGGUCGUGACCCGGCAGGCGGCCCCCGAGGGUCAGGCCGCUCCGCGCGCGACGGCGCUCGGCCCCACGGAGCUCGGCGUGUCCUGGGACCCGCCCUCGCGACCCAACGGUGCGCUCGUUCGCUUUGAGCUGUUUCUGCGGGGACCCUUGGAGGGGACGAACGCGUCGAGUCCGUCACCUCGCGAGCACCUCGUGCACGAGAGCUCGGGCUGGCUGGACUCCCAGGCCGGCGCGGCGCCUGGCGAGGUCGCGCUGCCGGCCACGGCCACGAACGCCAGCGUUGGGGGCCUGCGGCCGUUCUCCACGUACGAGCUGCGCGUGAUCGCCGUUAACCACGCGGGCGCCGGCUGCUCGCCCUGGACUCGCGCUCGCACUGGACAGGGCGCGCUGGUGCCCAUGGCAGCGCCCGAGGUGGUGCCCGUGAGUGCCACAGCCCUGAAGGUUUCAUGGGGCCGCCCGGCCGCCCGGGCCGUCGGAGAAGAGGUGCUCGCGUACCGCGUCGCUCGGCUGCGGGGGCAGAUGGACGAUCCACAUGCGCCUCCCGUCACCGCGGAGGAGGUGUGUGUGCGUGGGCCCCAUGACGAGUCGUGUUUGGUGGAGGGCCUGGAGCCGUUCUCUCGCUACAACUUCUCCGUCAGCGUGUGCACGGAGCGCGGCUGCGUCGGGAGCGCGCAGGGUGUCGGGGUGACGCUGCCUGCAGCUCCAGCGGGGCAGAGUGCGCCGAGCGGGCAAGGUGUCAACGCGUCGACUGUCCGAGUGGCCUGGAGGGAGCCUGCCCGACCCCACGGGGAACACCUUGUCUACCGGCUGGAGCGGACGCUUGCGGCACUGGCCAGCCCCCCGCCUCGUGCCAGCAGGGGAGUGAGGUUCCCGGGAUAUGCCUACUAUCACUUCCCACACUCCACGUUCCCAACCAACGCGUAUUACACAGGGCUGCGUCUACGCUUCAGGACACGGCAGGCGGAGGGGCUGCUGCUGCUGCUGGCGGCAUCACGUGAUGCUCGGCGCGAGUUCGUGGCUCUGCUGCUGCACGACGGCCGGCCGCGCUUGCUUUUCGACCCCCAGGGUGGUGCGGCGAGCCUGGACGGGGAGCGCCGCUGUGACGACGGCGCGUGGCACCACGUGGAGGCCACGAGGGCGAUGGGAGCUGGCGAGCUGCGCGUCGACGGGGAGGUCGCAGGAGUGGUGUCCGACUCUGGCCGAGGCCCCAUCAUCGGCGAGAACACGCUGGUGUUCGUGGGCGCAUUGCCUCGGCGCUACGCCCUGCGCCUCACCGACAUUGGAGAUGAGGCUGCGCUGAGACGAGGCUUCGUUGGCUGCAUGAGCGACCUCUUAAUCAAGCGGAAGGACUCGCCUCUGGAGGAGUGGGAGCCGCUCGAGUGGGAUCUUGCGGCGGAGGCCUCGGGAGUGCCAGCGCCCUGGGAGGGCUGCCCCACAGAGCUCCAGCCUGGAGCUCACUUCCUGGGACACGGGUUUUUGGAGUUGCGGUCAGGCCUGUUUUCUGGAGAAGGUGACUUUGAGGUGUCGCUGCAGUUCCGCACGGAGAGGCGGGGUGAGAUGAUCUUGCUGUUCGCCCAUGGUGAGGAGGCAAAGUCGUUCAUCACGUGUGUGCUCUCUGGAGAGCAGCUCCUGUUUGCCGUAGCCAUUGGCUCCCAGACAGCCUUGCUAAAUGCGACGGUGGGCAGGAGCUACUGCGACGGGCGUUGGCACACGGUGACAGUCGGCAGGAACGCCUCGUUCAUCUCCGCCUCCCUGGAUGGCGCACCGGCGGCCACCGCGGUGGGCGUGGUGGGAGACCUAAAGAUCACGUCCCCUUUCUACCUGGGUGGUGUGCCACCAGGGCUUCCCGCUGAGGGCCUGCUCCACCACCGCAGCUCCCAUCCAGAGUUCGGAGGCUGCGUCGGAGCCGUGAGCCUGAUGCGUGGCUCGGCGGUGGAGCUGGUGCCGGCGUCCGUGGGUGCGCGGGGGGUGAGCCUGGACGGGUGCCCCCGGGGGGGCACGGGCGCAGCGUGCGGAUCCGCCGAACCCUCGCUUGUCUACAGCGGCACCCGGGGGACGGCGAUCGACACGGGGCUCGACGCCUUCACCGAAUACCUGUACAGGGUGACGGCGGUGAACGAAGCCGGGUUUGACGUGUCCCCCUGGGAGAGGGUCAGGAGCAGGGAGGGAGCCCCCGCUGAGGUGAGACCCCCCCACGCUGCCCGCGCCAUCACCGCCCUCUCGGCCGAGCUGCUGUGGGCCGAGCCGGCAGUGUUCACCGGUGUCGUCAGCUCCUACGAGCUGAGGGCGUACCACUCAGCCCACCCCGAGCAGCUGCCUGUCACCGCCGCUUUCAGUGACACCGCCUCGUUGGACGGUGAGCUGGUGGCGUGGUCUGUGAGGCCCCCGAGUUCGGACACCUCCGCAAAGUUGGUAAUGAGCCAGCCCCUCGUGACGACCAUCAUCACUUACGCCCUAGAGGGGAAGCUGGAGGGUCUGACCCCGCACACCAAUUACAGCGUGACCCUACUGGCCUGCACGGCGGGCGGCUGUACGGAGAGCAGCGCCUCCCUGCUCGUGCGCACCGCCCGGCAGGCAGCGUCCGAGUCUGUGCCGGCGCCCGAGGCCACGGCGAGCGCCACCUCCCUGCUGCUGUCAUGGCCACCCCCGCGAGAGCCCCGAGGGGUCAUCACCCACUACUCGCUCUACCGCGACGAGGCGCUCGUCUACAAAGGCACGGGGCGUGCCGUCAACAUCACAGGCCUGGGGGUUUUCUCCGUGCACACAUUUGUGCUCUCGGCCUGCACGGAGGGCGGCUGCGCGAACAGCUCCGCCGUGACGCUCACCACCACCCAGCUCCCACCGACACACGUAGCGGCACCCACACUCAGCGUGCUGGACGCACACUCCAUCAACGUGCAGUGGAGUGAGCCCCUAGAGCUGAAUGGGGAGCUGCAAUGCUACGAGCUCUACGCCAUCGGGGACAAGCCCGGGGAGGAGGAGGAGGAGGAAGGCUCCACGUGGCCUGGUGAUGGAGAGAAGCCCCCAAUGUGGCCUAAGCAGGUGGUUGAGGUUCAUUAUGAGGAGGAUGAGGGCCAGGACGAGGCGGCCGUGGCUAGAGGAGGCGACCCCCUGGCCUUGCCAGCUUUGGCCUACGGGAGGCUCUUGUACAGAGGCGGAAACGUUACCGUGGAGCACAGUCUGCGGCAGCUCAUCCCCGGAACUCUGUACCAAAUCCGGGUAGCUGCGUGCACGCUCGGUGGGUGUCGCGUCAGUGAGCCGAGUGCCGCCCGCACGGAGGAGGCGGCUCCGGAGGGGGUGGCGCUGCCCGUCGUGCGGUCCCCAGCAUCAGGCUCCCUGCUCGUGUCCUGGGGCCCACCCGUCCGGCCCAACGGGGUGAUCACGAGCCACGGGCUGCUGAUGAACGGCAGCCUGGUCCACGACUCGCCGCACUCCCUGAGCUACCGCGCCACCGGGCUUGCGCCGUGGAGCCCGCACACGCUCAGGGCGCGCGCGUGCACGGCGCGCGGCUGCGCUCUCGGAGCCCCGGUGGAGGUGCGCACACAGGAGGCCGCCCCUACAGGUCACGUGGAGCUGAGAGUGGCCACAGAGGACGCACGCACGACUCGGGCCAUGUGGCUCGGACCCGCGCAGCCAAACGGACGACUCACCUACAGCCUCACGUGCAUGGGGCCCUUCUACAGCCGCCCUGAGAGCGGUGACUCCAGCGUGGUGGAGGAGUCUCGCGAGGUCCACAGUGGACACGAGGCCGGCGUGUGGGUGUUGGUGCGAGGCCUCGUGCCGCUGUCGUCCUACUCCUGCUCCGUGAACGCCUCCAACAGCCGCGGCCACGUCCUGAGCAACCGCGUGGCCACGCGCACCCCAGCCGGCGCCCCUGACGGCGUGGAGGCCCCGAGCCUGACAGCUGUCAACUCCACAGCCGUGCGGGCGACAUGGGGGGCCCCGGCCCCGAGCAGUGCCCCGGGGGUGCUGCUGUACCAGCUGCAGAUGCGCAGAGCAGGUGUCCCCGAUGGCGUCGCAGAUCUCUUCCUGGCACCGUCCACAGCCUCCAGUAUCACUGCGGCCGCACUGCAGCCUCACACGCGCUAUGAGUUUAGAUUAAUUGCGUAUAACAAUGUUGGCAGCGGCACGAGUAACUGGAGCCAAGUGGCCACACACGAGGACUCUCCUGGAGCAAUGGAGGCUCCCACGGUGUCUGUCCUGGACUCCAGCACGGUGUCACUGCGGUGGCAGCGCCCGGCGCAACCCAACGGCAGGCUCUCCCACUACGGCGUCUACUGCAACGGUUCCCUCUGUGGCUCCGUGCCCGGCACCGGCACGGAGCUGGCUUUCAGAGCGGGCGGCCUUCGCCCCUUCUCGCCGUACGCCUUCGCCGUCGAGGCCUGCACGCUGGCGGGCUGUUCCCGCUCGCCGGACUCGCCGCCGGUGCGCACCCUCCCUGCCAGCCUCGACGAGGUGUCGCCGCCGCCGCCGCCGCCGCCGCGCUCCCCCACGCCCAGCUCCGUGCUGGUGGCGUGGCGCCGCCCGCGGCAGCCCCCCGGCCGCGUCGUGAGCUACGCGUUGGAGCGCCGCCGCGCCGGCUCGCGGCUCGCCUCCGCUGUGGCCACGUGGCCGCCGCACGACGAGGCGGACGGAGCUGGAAAAGAGCCGGAGCGCCCGGACGAGUCGCCCGACCUCGUUCCGUGGACCGCGUACGAGCACCGCGUGCCGGUCGGCACCGCCGGUGGUGUUGCGGCCGGCAGCGAAUGGAACCGGGUGACAACGCGGCACGCGCGCCCCGGCGGGCUGCGGCCGCCUCGCUUGGAGGUCUUGGGGCCCGACAAGGUUUCCGUGCAGUGGGCGCCGCCUCUGCAGCCCAACGGCCGGCUGGCGCGCCACGAGCUGCUGGCGCAGGGCGCGCGGGCCGUGAUCGGCGACCCCUCGGUGCUCGCGCACACGCUCACGGGCCUCGUCCCCUUCACCGACUACGCCGUCAGCCUCCUGGCCUGCUCGAGCGGGGGAGCGGACCGGCCCGAGAUGGCGGUGGGCCAGGCAGAGAGGCCGGGAGACGCGGUGGGCACGGAUGCACCCGAAGAGGCGCUGUGCACGGAGAGCGAUCGUGCCCACGUUCGCACCCCGCCGGCGGCCCCCGAGGGGGUCUUUCCGCCUGUGGCCACGCCGGCAAGCAAGUCUCUCGUCGUCCUGUCCUGGCAGCCGCCCGCCCGGCCCAAUGGACCCCGGCUACGAUACGAGCUGCUUCGCUGCAAAGUGGAGCAGCCCCUGUCAGUGUCUCCUCCGAGAGACAUAAACCUGUGGAUGAGCAUUUAUCUGGGAACAGAUCUUUCCUUCGAGGAUAAAGGACUCAGCAGGUUCACAAGGUACGCCUACCGCCUGCUGGUUCACAACACGGCAGGCUCAGCAAGCAGCACACCCGUGCUGACCGACACCCUGGCCGGCGUGCCCCUGUCCGGGAGCCAUCUGGAAGCACGCGCCCUCAACCACACGGCCCUAGUGGUCAACUGGACCCGCCCCGGACUCGCCGAGCUGCAGGGCGCCGUCACCACCUACACCGUCUCCAUCAACAGCAGCUUCUCCGCGCGCUCCCUGCAGUUUCCGCCGGACGCAGAGCGCGCGGUGAUCGCGGGGCUGAGCGCCGGCACGCUGUACCGCGUCUCGCUGUCCACAUCCAACGGGGCCCACGCUGUCACCAGCACCCCAAUCCACGUGGUCACGCCGGACGGAGUGCCGGAGGGGUUGGCGCCACCGCAGGUGGAGGUGCUGAACGGGACGGCGGUGCGGGUGGCGUGGGCGGCCCCGCCGCGCCCCCAGGGCCGCGUGACGUCAUACGCGGUGGUGGUGGAUGGGCAUCGGCGCAACACCGGCUUCCAGGAGCCCGGCUCCACCAUCGUUGGCGACCUCCAACCCUUCACCGCUUACAGCAUACAGCUGGAGGUGUGCACGCGCAACGGAUGCUCGCUCAGUGACGCCGUGGCGGUGGUGACAGUGGAGGAGGAGCCGCAGGACGUGUUUCCACCACAUCUCGGGGUCCUCGGCUCAAGCGCCGUGCGGGUGGAGUGGGACCUCCCCGGGCGCCCACGUGGCCUCCUGCGGGCGUUCUCCGUGCGGCGCAGCGCCCAAGUACCGUGCGCUCACCGCGCGGAGGCCUCGUGUCCGCAGGGAGAGCGCACGGACAGGGAUCAAACGUGCGGCUCUGCCUGUUACUCCCCUCUCACACAGGUUUGCUGUGGGGGAGUAGUACACGAGGCCAGGCCCGACUACGCAUGUUGCGACGACCGCCUUGCGCUGCCGGAGGGUGGACCCUCGGCCGUGUGCUGCGGCGGGCGGUUUCACCGGCCCCUGGUGGAGCACACGUGCUGCGAGGGGCACUACGUCCACGUCAAGCCAGGAGAGGCGUGCUGCUGGGACCCCGGGUGGCGCGAGGUGGCGGUGGGGCCGGGGGACGCGUGCUGCGGAGCUAGGCCGUACGCGCUCCGCGGGCAGCAGCGGUGCUGCGGGGACACGCUGCUCGACGCGUCGCGUGCCUCGUGCUGCGGGCGCCGUGCGCUGGGCGAGGGCGAGACGUGCUGCGGCGAGGGCGAAGCAGCCAGCGCCCACCUCGCCGUGCCAGGCAUGGUGUGCUGCGGUGGCGAGUACGUGGCGUCCUCUCUCACCGUGUGCUGCCCGGGCGACGACGCCGCCGACGACGACGACAGCGAGGAAGAUGAGGAGGAGGAUGAGGGCGGCACCGGCACGGCGCACGCAUUCUCCUCCCCGGACGAGCGGGCGUCCGCCCUCGACGCCGGCGCCCGCUGCUGCGGCUCGGAGCUGCUCGACGAGGCCGGGGAGCGGCGCUGCCCCCGUGGCGGGCAGGGGCUGGCAGCUGCUGCUGAGCCAGAGCGCCUGCAGGGCGGCGGGCCUGGCGAGGAGACGACUCUGGCUGGGCUCCGUAGCAACCGCACGGACGCUGAUGAAUGCUUCUCUCCUGAGUUCGUGGUGUUUUCCGGCCCCGUCGACGUCACCUCCUUCACCGACGCAGCCUUGGCGCCGCACACAACAUACCGCUACCGUGUGGUGGCGUCGAACCGGCACGGCUAUGGCAGCAGCGUCCCUCGCCUCGUCACCACUGAGCCCGCAGCCCCCCGCAGCGUGAGCCCCCCUCGCUGGAGCCUCGUGCCUGGUCGCCAGGACGCCCUAAGGCUCUCCUGGCAGCCUCCUCUCCAGCCCAACGGGCCUGUCACGCACUAUAUGGUGGAGCGGGAUGGGCUGGAGCGGCACCGUGGAUCGGAGCUCCACUUUCUGGACGAGCACGGCGUGAUGCCCUUCCGCGCGUACCACUACCGCUUGGCCGCCUGCACCGUUGCCGGCUGCACCUUCAGCAGGCCGGUGACCGCAGCCACCGCUCAAGGUCCCCCGGAGGACAUCGCCGCUCCCGUGGUCACGGCUCGGGGCCCCCGGUCGCUCUCGCUCAGCUGGGCGGCCCCUGGCCGGCCAAACGGAGCCAUCCACCUCUACCGCAUGGUGCAGGCUGGCGCGGGGGUCAUCCACACCCACAUGCAGGGGCCCCUCCUCCUCAACGUUUCAGGGCUGGAGCCAUUCAGCAGCUACAGAUUUGCGCUGGAAGCUUGUACGGCCGGUGGCUGUAGCUCCAGCCCUCUAGCGGAUGCCACGACCCUGGAAUCAGCCCCCCAAGGCGUGUGGCUGCACCCGCGGAACUUUGUUGUGAGCAGCAGCGUCCUGGAGCUGCACUGGGCUCAGCCGGCGCAGCCCAACGGACGCAUCGUGCACUACCGGCUGCACCGCAGCGGCCGCCACGUCUACACGGGGGGCCCCGAGCUUCUCUCCUACACGGACCGCGGUCUCCGCCCCAACAGCAGCUACGUGUACACGCUGGAGGCGGCCACCUCGGCCGGCGUGGGCUCCAGCGGGGGUCACUGGGUGCGGACGCCCCCCUGGACCCCCGAGGGGGUCCCCGCCCCCCACGACGUGCGCGUGCUGGGCCCCCGCUCCAUCCUCGCGUCGUGGCGCGCGCCCGCGGUGUUUAACCUCGCCGUCCCCGUGGAAUACAAUGUCACUGUGAAUCUGGGCUCGGCGAGGGAAAUGGCUUUCUCGGCGGCGCAGUCCCGGAGCCUGCUGCUGGAGGGCCUGGAGCCGCACCGACGGCAUGAGCUGCGUGUUCUGGCCUGCCAGUCAGGCGGCUGUGGCCUGAGCGCGCCGGCGUACGCCGUCACGGAAGAGGCCGCCCCGGAAGGGCAGGGCCCGCCCGGCGUCGCAGCCCUGGGGACUGCCGUGCUCGAGGUCACAUGGUCUCCACCCGAGCAUCCCAACGGCGACAUCACAACAUACGUCCUGUACAGACGCGAUGCCGGUGCGCGGAACGAGCUAGUGGUUUUCGUCUGGUCAGAGGGCCCGCUGGUGUUCACCGACGCCUCGCCAGAGCUGCGGCCAGGCUCCGCGUACGAGUACCGUGUGCGGGCGCGCAACCGGCAGGGUGAAACUGACGGGCCGUGGGCACGGGGCUGGACCAGGGAGGCCCUGCUGGGUGACCUCGAGCUACCCGGCGUAACGCCACAUGGUCCCUACUCCCUGCACACCAAGUGGCGGCCGCCGCACGCACCGCACGGAGCCAUUCGCCAGUACCGGCUCGAGUAUGGCCCGCGGGGCUCAGAGAAGUUGGUGCCUUCCCCCGAAAUCAAGGCCCUCACCGUGCCGGGGGAGCGGCGAGAGGCGCUGGUGUUUGGGCUGGAGCCCCACACGCUCUACCAGCUGCGGGUGGUGAUGGUGGUGGUGAGCGGUGCGGGGGAGAAGCCAAGUCCCUGGGCCUCCGCACGCACCCUGGAGGCUGCUCCGAGGGGGCUCGCCCCACCGGUGGCACACUCCCUGGCCGGGGGGCGCAGCAUCCUGCUGCACUGGGAUGCACCGGCACGACCCAACGGCAUCGUCCAGAACUACAGCAUUCUCAGCGACAGUGGCGUCGAGUUCAGCGGGCUGGCUCGUCGCUUCGUGCUGCGGCGGCUUGUGCCGUACAAGGACUACUCGCUGGCGCUGGAGGCGUGCACGUCCGUGGGCUGCGCUCGCUCCGGCCCCGUGACAGCCCGCACGGGCGAGGCCGCUCCGGCCUCCCAGCCCGGGCCCGACGCCCGGCCGCUCGGCCCCACGAGCGUGGAGCUACGCUGGACACCGCCCCGCCGGCCCCACGGCCGCAUCCUCCGCUACCUCAUCAUCGGCGGCGGCACCGCCACCGACCCGGCAAGUGGGCGGAGGGACGCCGUGCUAGAGGAGGUGGCUGAGGAGGCGAUUGUCAAUGCCUCGAUGAGCUCACGGGAAAAACGCUCCUACGUGCACCGUGGCUUGAAGCCGGGAACCGCUUACCGCUACAAGGUGCGCUCGUGGAACUCGGCGGGGUUCGCCGAGAGCGGGUGGGUCACCGUGCGCACGCCGCAGGCUGCUCCGGCGCAGCUGGCGCCCCCCUCCGUCCGCACCGUCCCUCGCAGCCCCCGCAAGCUGUGCGUGAGCUGGACCCCUCCGUUGGAGCCGAAUGGAGAACUGCACCACUACAGGCUGCUGAGAAACGGUUCCCUUCUCCCGUUCAUCUUCGACCAGGCCACGCUGAACUUCACAGACGUCGACCUUCUGGCACACACCGACUACAGCUACGCGGUGGAGGCCUGCACCGCGGGAGGGUGCGUCACCAGCCCGGCGACGAGCCAGCGCACGCCGGAGACCGCGCCCAGCUUCGUGCCUCCCCCCAUGGCCGCCCCCAUCAAUGCCACCGCCAUCCGCGUCAGCUGGGCGCCCCUCGCUCCCGAUCGCGGUCAGACCACGCAGGCGAAGCUUUUCGUGGACGACGAGGAGCGCCCCGAGGGGCUGAGCGAGAACGUGACGGUGUCCGGCUUGCGCCCAUACUCGGAGCACGGCUUCUUCGUGUCCGCGUGCACGGGCGGUGGUUGCGCCAACAGCAGCGGCGUGAGAGCGCGGACGCUGGAGGCCCCUCCCGAGGGCUUGCGCGCCCCGCGCCUGGACGUGACCAAUUACCGUACGGUCGACGUACGGUGGCAGAAGCCGGACGCUCCCAACGGACAAAUACUGAGCUACGAGUUGUGGCGCGACGGCACUCUGGUUUACUCGGGCCUCAAGCUGCACUACCGAGACGCGCGGCUGUCCCCCGGCGCCCGGUACUCGUACUCCCUGAUGGCGCGCAACUCCCGCGGGACGGUGAGCAGCGCAACCUCCGUCGCCCGCACCCUGGCCUCCGCGCCGGGCGGCCUGGCGCCGCCGCGGCUGGAGGCGCUGUCGUCGACGGAGAUGCGCGUGGCGUGGGACCCGCCGUUGCGCCCCAACGGGGACGUCGUCAACUACACGGUGCGCAUGCGGGACCUGGAGUCCGGCAACACGAGCACGCUCGGCGUGGUGCCGGGGCGCGAGGCUCUCGCAGAGCUCACGCUGGUGGUGGGGGAACUCGCUCCUCGUCAAAGGUACGAGGCGUGCGUGGAAGCGUGCACGGCUGGGGGCUGCGCGUCGAGCGAGUGGGCACGGGGCAGCACCCUGGAGGCGCCGCCCGCCCUGCAGCCCGGCCCCAGCGUGGAGCCGCAGGCCGACGGCGCGGGCGACCAAGCGGGCCCGCGCGUGUCCUGGGCCUCCCCGCUGCGGCCCAACGGCCCCGUCCUGCGCUACGAGCUAUACCGCCGGGGCCCCAUGGUAGGCCCUGCUGGUCCUCGCCGGGCCGCCGGGACACGCGUUGCCCUCGUCUACAACGGGACCGCUCGGUCCUUCCGGGACGGGAGCGCGGAGACGAACGCGGAGUACGAGUACAAGGUGCGGGCGGUGAACGCGGCCGGGCACGUCGACGGCGUCUGGGUGCGGGGGCGCACGGGACCCGCUCCUCCCCUCGGGCUGCAGCCACCCUCCUUUUCCUCGGUGGCGGCCACCUCGGCCGUGGUGCUCGUCUCACCGCCCACCCAGCCCAACGGCAUCGUCACCGUUUACCGCGUCUUCGCCAACAGCUCCAGCGGCCUCCACAUGAUGCUAUCCGAGGGGGCCUCCGUGGAGCAGGAGAUCCACGGGCUGGAGCCGUUCAGCACGUACUCGGUGUACGUGCAGGUGUGCACGUGCCUCCGCUGCUGCGCUGAUGGACCCCCCGCGCGCCUGCAAACUCUGCCAGCGACCCCGACCGGGCAGCCCGCUCCUGCCCCCUCAGCUGUGGGGUCCCGCGCUGCCAGCCUGGCCUGGAGCGACCCCACACGGCCCAACGGGAUCAUGCACAGCUUCGAGCUACAGAAACGCAUGUCGUGUCCUCAGCCGCCCCAGCCUCUGCCGGUGGAGUGCCGGCAGGGCUCGCUGGACGUGGUGUACACGGGCUCUCAGAGGUCGCACAACGUCAGCGGCCUCCUGCCCUACUGCAGCUACGACUUCCGCAUCAUCUCGCACAACCAGGCCGGCAGCACCGCGUCAGCAUGGAGCACCCUCACCACGCACAAGGAAGCCCCAGAGUUUGUGGCGCCAUUCGACGUGAGCAGCAACCUAACGGCGCUUUCGGUCGACUGGAGCGCCAGCUUCCACCUGAACGGGCCGCUGCGCGAGUUCGCUCUUAGCGAGGGCGGCACGCGCGUGUUUGCAGGACUCAGCCUCUCCGCCAGCCUGCCCCGCACAUCAGACAAAACAUUCCAGUUUCGCGUCACCUGCACAACAGAAAUGGGAUCUGUCAGUUCUCCCAUCAUCUCGUACAACACUGCCACUGGAAUAGGGGAGCCAACGCAGGACUCUGGGGGGCGGCUCCCGGAUGGAGACCCUCACUUCUACAGCGAGCUGUGGUUCGUGUCUCUGCUCUCGGCCGUGGGGAUGCUGCUCAUGGCCGUCGUGCUGGCGCUGCUGCUGCGCCGCGCCAUGCGCAAGCCGCCCUACACGCGCCAGCGGCCGCCGCUGCUGGGCUCCCGCCACGCGCAGGCCACCAUGAUGCCGCUCUGCGUCUACCCGUCCUCCGACAACCUCCUGUUUGACCACCUGGCGGACUCCAUCGGCUCGGCAAGUAGUAUCACUUUGCGGAGUUUCACGUUCCAUAACGAGGGCCUGCCCGACACGCGCAUCUCAAGCCCUAGCUCGCACAAGCGCGGCAGGGCUGCGCGACGGCACAGCGUCUCGGUGAUCCACGUGCCCCCGCGCGGGACGCUGCUGAACCCACCCACUCCGCCACCGCCACCGGCUGCACCACCGCUGUGUCGCGCGUGCUCCCACGACUCGCUGCACCACGGCGCCAGCCGGCUCAUCGAGACGGCCGAGGCGACGUCCCUGCCGGAGGAGCCGCUCUGGGACGCGCUGCUGCGGCCCCGAGUCCGGGACAGCGGGAUGAUGAGCGCCUUUGGGGAUGACGAGGAACUCCUGGAGUCCAUGAAGGCGUUCACCAUCUGCAAGGAGCACACGGUCUUCACCGACACUCACCUGUAACCCAAGACACUCACGUGUAUCCACGACGCAAGGAGUUUCACUGCAGCCGCUGUGUUAACGCCAACGUGACAGAGCGGUCCGUGAGUGUUCGCUCAUUCAUGCGCUGCUGGCCUUUGUGUUCACGCAUUGUCGUGGCAUUUCAUCAAUACGCAUUUCAAUUCCAGCAACACAGGGAAAGGUUAAUACGUUUCGAUUAUCUCACUACCCCUUGGUAUUUUAAAAUAAUGGAAAGCAAGAUUUACUGUGGAGUCCUUGUAGUCAAUUUCAGAAACCACGGUUAAUUAUGUCAACUCUGCCAAAGUUUUACCAGUGUCAAAAUGCCAAGAAGAAAGUUUUUAACUUUUAAAGAUAAAAUUGCCAACUUGUAGACACAAUAAGCACACAGCCAGUGGGCGUGCUCAUGAGAACGCGUGUUUGUCAACGAGUUAACAUGGACAAGGAAGUAUAUGUGAUGCUGCUGCACGUUGCGAUGUUUUGUGUGCAGCAGUGAUUGAGCACCCACAAGUCGGCGGAGAUGCGUUAAUAGCUUAAGUAGGUUGUGUAAGGUUAUUUGAUUUCUUUCGGUAAAGUCACGUAGAAGGGAAAUAAUAAAAUAAUACAAAUAAAACAAUUAAAAUUCUCACGUUUCGAUUGCAACACAAGCAAAUCAUCAUUAGGUGUGAAAACU